AUGUCUGACCCCAAGCCAUUUACAGAGGUUUACGACAAAUAUCCAAACGCCAGCAUUAUUGAGAGAUAUCAAAGGAGCCUUGACGAAGGGUAUCCGCCAUUCUACGGCUAUUUAGCAGAUAACCUAUUAGCAGAUGGUGGAGAUGUCUAUGUCGUGGCAGCGUGGCAGAAAACUCUGCAGCUUGCGCCAAAUGAGCUGCAAGAGCAGCUUGAUUCAGAAAGCGUAGAACCUGAAGACCCCAUCUAUCUCAUAUCGGUCGAUCCAGAGACCACACCGGCCUUUCAAUGGGACGAGUUUAUCGAUGUUCCUGAGGAGCGUUCCGACGUUCAGCACCCUAGCUUAACCACACCCAGGGGUCCCGGUUUUAUUUGCACCCAGGGGGAAACAGGGUCUGAGGACGAAAUUGGUUGGGUAUACCAGUCUGUGGUGUCUCUGGACCUUGACCAAGUCCAUGGAGUAGAAGGAGGACCUGCCAGAGACGUGUUGAUGCUCGAAUCCAAACAAUUCGAUCUGAACGCGUCGCGUUGUCGCCAGGCAGCCGCUGUCUCGGUGUUGGGCCUUUGGCCCCAAAUUGAGCAGGAAAUCGCCCGCCUCAGGGCGGACGCGGGCCUUUUCUACCUUGCAGAUGCAACAGGUGAACCUCUUCUUUCUAGCACGGUGCAAACCCAUCUAGUCGAGCCCGUCCAUAAUCCCAAGAGGACGCCCAAUGGGCAACUGGUUUCGCCGAAAGUUCAACCAAAUUUUGCCCAUCUAGGCCUCCGUACGCCCGAUACAGCGCUCGUAAGAGCCUCACCCAGUGAGACAGAUGCCGUCGAUCGUCCUCGAUCCCAGAGAUCUCGGCGCAGACGGGACUUACCCGAAAACAAUGUGGAUAUCGCUCAUCCCGGGGGAGCCUACCGCCAUGAACGCCCAAGAAAGCACAAUGGUUCUCCGUACCCAAGCGAAAAUCCACGUCGCAGAGGCCAUCUGAAGGUCCAAAAGAACGCGCCGUAG
Sparassis crispa is the source of this 993-nucleotide messenger RNA. RefSeq lists its product as hypothetical. The record is from RefSeq and is a predicted model, not a curated record. The transcript is spliced from 5 exons. Lineage: Eukaryota; Fungi; Basidiomycota; Agaricomycetes; Polyporales; Sparassidaceae. The coding region runs from base 1 to 993 and encodes 330 amino acids.